AUGCGGCAGGUCUUCUACCGCAAGGUCGUCCUCUCCGCGUCACCGCGCCCCGAUAGCUACGCCGCCAUGCUCAUCAUGGACUGGGCCUUCGCAAUGGCGGAGGAGGAGGACCCCGUGUGGAGGAUGGCGCCCUCCCACGACGGCGUCGAGGACGCCAUACACCACGGUGGCCAUUUCUUGUCGAUCACCUACACCGGCCAUGUCAAGGCAUGGUAG
This is a messenger RNA of Miscanthus lutarioriparius, 216 nucleotides long. The record is from the annotation of a GenBank genome assembly. NCBI's taxonomy places the organism in Eukaryota, Viridiplantae, Streptophyta, Magnoliopsida, Poales, Poaceae.